Molecule: messenger RNA, 1527 nt
Organism: Moneuplotes crassus
Lineage: Eukaryota; Ciliophora; Spirotrichea; Euplotida; Euplotidae
Source: the annotation of a GenBank genome assembly
AUGGAAUCCCAAAAUACUGUUUGUCAGUCAGCCAACUGAAAGGCCCCUAGGCAGGAAUACUGAUUCGACCAUCAGAAGAUACUUUGCCAUAAUUGUAGGAACACAUUUCAUUUCCAAUGAAACACCCAGAGAAUCUCUAAACCUGAUGAAAUGAUCAGAAGCACUGAGAUGCUCGAAAGAUUUACUCAGAUCCUUAACGAAGAAGCCAAAAAUUAUGGAUUGUUAGAGCAAGUUAAAGGACUGGAGGGUACCUUAAGUUGUAUCGAUAACACUAUUAGUAAAUUAAAGAGUGAAGCUGCAUCUGCUCUGGCAAAUGAUCAUUUCCUCAAAUAUGACCAACUAAAAUUGCAAGCUAGAGAUCUUAAGUCAGACAUUCUGAACUCUAAAUUUGGGAAUUCUGGAAACGGUGUAAACCAGAUCUUUGAGUUGUUGUUUUAUUCUCAAUUGUUUAAAUGUUCAAAGCCAGAAGAAAAGAAGAAUCUAGAAGGAAUGCAGAUAAACAAAGAUACUGGAACUGACAAGCCAAAGGGGACACAAAUUGAUACAUACUCUCCUGUUACAGACACACUUGGAAACAAUGAAAAUGUAGCAAUAAAUUCUGACAGCAAUGAGGGUUCUGAAAAUGAAGUAAAGAGAGAUAAGCAAGCCUCUAAAAAUUCUAAAGAAGAAAUGCACCAACUUAGCGUUGAACUCAAGGUUUUAAAAGAUGCCAAAAAGGAAGAUACAUUUUCUAAACAAGAACACUUAAAUGAUCUUGAAGGAAUGAAGAAGCAAAUAGAUCACUUAGAAAACGAGAAUUUAAAACUGAAUGAUUAUUUGAAAAAAGAGGCAAAAGAAAUUUCAUUGGAGCCAAGGGUACUUAUUAUGGAAGGCAAACUUCCUAAAUAUCAAGCUUUGUACAUUCAUUACUUUAAGGUAUUUAACAAAUUUGAUCCUGAUACUUUUCUCUAUUUAAACAUGAAUCGUUCCAGCAAUAGAGAUUUUCUAUUUGCUUUAGCAAGAGAAUGAGUCCAGCUACCUGAGUUAAAAGAAAUAUCUAUUGAUAAUAUAAAGAGAGAACAUUUAGAGGAUCUUAACAAAUUUUUAUGAAAAUCAAUUUCAGGAAGAUUAUGUGUCCUAAAACUCACAAAUUAUAAAAAUGAUGAGAUUUGCUAUCCUCAAAUAAAAGAAGGAUUAGUCAAGAUAUUACCAAGAGUUUCAAAUGAGAUUUUAUUUGUAGGAAUGAAUACUAAUGCAAGCGAAAGCCUGCAAAUAAUAAGUCAUUCUGCUCAAGCAAGAAGCUUAGAAUUCAAUUGUUGAACAUUCUUGAAAAAUAAUGAUCCACUUAUACAACAAGAGGUUUGACACAGUGUUCAAAAUUUGCUAUUUUUAUGUUUCAGGAAUUGCAAAAUAAAGUAUCCUAUAAGAGGUAAAACAGAUUACUUCUUUGGAGAAAUUGUGACAAAGUUUAUUAAAAAUUCACAAAUGAGGUGCACUAUAGAACUGUUAGAUAUUCAUGAUGAUUAUUUCCUUCUAGAUGAUUAUUAA